AUUAGGCAAUUCAUGAAAACAUCAGCAGCGAACUAAAGAGGAAGAAGCGACACAAAGUGAGUCAUAUUGCUUGUUUUGGAAACCAUAUACUACCACCCUUUAUUCAUAAAUAUACUGAGAAAGCUGUAGAACUAGAUGGGAUCAAUAACUUUGUCAUAAAAACAUCAGAUAUCAUCAGGAAAGAUGCCAUCUUCAGGCCGUAGCUCAGGGAGCUCAUCUCGCAGGAGUCGAUCGAAUCACACCCAUCACCACCGCCACAGGAGAAGACACCGCCUGAGACCCAAGCAGACGGAAAGGAACCUGGUCGCCUCCAUUCUAGGGAUGGUGGUGAUAGCUGUUCUCAUCUCGGCCCUUGCAGAUAGGAAGUGGUUCAAGCUGCAUGGCGGCAAGUGUAAGCAGGAGUAUCUCGGUGCCUACCAAUUCCUCACACCAAAUAUUGAAGACAUGACAUCCUACCAACACUGUUUCACAAGUAAAGCUAUACCAAUCAUGAGGGCAGUGAUUGGGUUCCUCUUCUUGGGGAUCAUGUCAUCCCUCAUUGCAUUCUUCCUGGACACCUUGGGGCCUAUGCAGACAUCCUUGAAGCUCUGUAGAAGAUUUGCCAUCUCAUCCAUUCUAACAGUACUGUUCUGUGUAGCCAUCAAUGGUCUAUGCUACUGGGUGUCCACAUGUAUAGAGGAAGAGCUCAAAGCCUACAAGCUAGUCUCAACCAGCAAAGUCUUCGUCACCUUCGAGAUGGGCUACUAUCUCAUCGUCGUCUCAGGGGCGCUCUCCGUCGUCAUAGCAGCCACCAACCUUCUCAGACGGUACCCCCUCUACGACGAGCCGCAGAGGAGAGAGAGGUUGGUGGAAGACUGGGAUGAACUGCUGGAGCAAGAGUUACCAGGUUUCCCGCCCAGCACUGCCCUGACUGCCCCUCCUGCCUAUACCCCAUAACUCAACGUGUCUUCAUUGGAUGAUCUAAAUAACUGCGAUGAUAUAUCACUGAAAUCAACGUGAGAGGUUCACAAACAUAAAAAUCUUUUACUGGACUACCCUUCCCACUUAUAGCUCUUACAUGAUUUGCAGUUAUUCCUGUCUCAAAGAUUUAGGACUAUAGUCGAUUCUGAUAUAAUGGUAGCCUUUAUAUUUUGAGGUGUAAAGUAGCCAUUGUAUGUCCCCCCCCCCCC
This is a messenger RNA of Strongylocentrotus purpuratus (purple sea urchin), 1169 nucleotides long. RefSeq names its product transmembrane protein 127 (gene tmem127). Gene Ontology annotation, biological process: negative regulation of cell population proliferation; negative regulation of TOR signaling. The transcript is spliced from 4 exons. Gene Ontology annotation, cellular component: membrane. Bases 184 to 936 code for a protein of 250 amino acids. The record is from RefSeq and is a predicted model, not a curated record. NCBI's taxonomy places the organism in Eukaryota, Metazoa, Echinodermata, Echinoidea, Camarodonta, Strongylocentrotidae.